GUUCAUUUGGGGUCGAGCUGAGUCGGUGUCAGACUACCAAGUCCGACUGAUAGCGACUGUAAAUGAUGAAAUGGCUCAGGAAUUUGAAGCAAAUGUUGUAAGACAUGUAUUUGACGAUGAAGAAGAAAUCUUUUUAGCCAAUGUAAUUGACUUCGAGGAGGGAAGAUACUUUAUAAAGACAGAGUUUCAUGAGAAGUUUGUGGAGGCAAUAAAGGAUAACAGAGCAAAAAAGACUACCUGGAUCUAUUUGAAUGGAAUUGAAGGUUUGGGGAAGACAUCAUCAGCGAUUUACUAUGUUUUAAAGUGUCGAGAAAAUGAUGACCUCUCUGUUCAUUAUGUUGAUGUAAAGGAAAUUGAAAAGCGAGAUGAAGAUUUGGAAUUUUUCAUCGCUUAUUCAAAAAAGUUAAAAAAAAAUGACUGUAUUAUUGUUGAUCAUUUAACUCUCUAUAAUACACAUUAUCUAAACAAGAUGAAAAAGAUUGUGGAACGACAAGUUAAAAACCCAAAGUUUAUUCUCAUUGAAACAGGCUUCACUGCAAGUGCACAUAAAUUUACUGAAUUUGGAAGAAAAUUUCAGCUUGAUGAGGACUCUUUUGUAAACAUUUGGAAGGGGUCCUUGGAAUAUUUGAUAUCGAAAAAAGAUAGGGAGGAUAAGAGUUAUGAGCAUAGACUUAGUCUAAAGGAAAAAGGAAAGGAAGUGUAUAAUGAGUUUUCAAAGGAAUACAUAAUGACUCCCAGAUUAUUGAACAGCGUGUUAGAGGAUAUGUACACAAGAACAGAUGGAACAGUUGAAGAUGCUUUUGCACAGUACACAAAAGAAAAACAACAUAAAAUCAUAAAUUGUAAAAGUUGUGAAAGUCGUGAGUAUUCCAAGUUUCAGCUUCAUACUGCUGUUCUUCUCAAUUUUAUUGCAAACAAAAGUGAAAUCAUCAUGAAAUGGGAAGAGGCACAGGAAUUUAGGAUAGGGAUCAACAUAUUUGAAGUUCAGCAUUACAAAAUCCAAGCUGAGGAUGUACAAGGUAACCUUGAGUAUGCAAGGAUGGAUUUGGAUGUUGGUGAUGUUUGUGUAAAAAUUCGACAUUUAAUUCCAAACUUGGCAAACUGUUGGCGAGAAAGGUUUCCGUAUCAUUUGGAAGAGAUGAUUCACAAUGCAAAAAUUAGUUCUGAUAAAAUUUUGCAGAUUAUGUUUCAGAAUGGUGGAGCUAGAAAGGAGUUUGAAAAAUUGUUUGUUGAGUCUCAAAAACAGCAGGAAGUAGUACUUCUGCCGGAAAAUGGUGGUAAUACGUUGUAUCAGCCAUCACAGACAAAACAAGAAGUGUCACAAUCAUCUUUGAAAAUGAAACUUAUUCCUGCUAAAAACUUCUUUGAAUGUGACGCAAAAGACCUGUCUUUGCACCAUCAAGAUGUACCGGACGAUCUGAAAGGUCAUGAAAGAAAUAUUGCCUUAUUUUCUCUUUUUAUUAAACACUAUGCAGGGUCAGUUGAUAGAUUUUUGGUAUAUCCACAAGUGCCAAAUUUUAUGGGAAUAGAUUACUUUGUCUAUUAUACUGACUCUGGUGAAGAAAAGGAAGGGUGUUCGUCACCUAAAAGGGUCAAAGUUCAGGAAAAAACAUUGUACCUUGUUCAAGUGGCAACUGGUGCUAUGCAUCGAGGUGAUACAAUUGGUCAAGCUUUGAAUGUGGUGAAACAAAUUUUUGUGAAUGAAAAUGUUGCAGUUCAUGCUGUUGUUAUUGUUGCAAGUAAGAACAAAGAAUCCUUUACAUUGACAAAGUGUGCAUUUGAAAGGAUUUCUGUGCUGAACUUAGAUGGAACUGAAAAAAUGCUUCUACAGCACAACAGCCUCCUGCAUCAGUUUUACUUGGAACUUAUCAAAGUAGCUCAUUAGCUGAUGAUGAUAAUUUUUGGGAGGGAAUUCAGAAGUUCGAAAAUAGAGUCCAUCGUAUUCCACCAACUUGGUUUGCUUUUUUGUCAUCUUUUAUCAACAAUUGAACACAAUACAAGACUCUUCUUUCUGAUCAGAUAUCUUCUGAACAGUUUGUGAUUUUUUCUUUCAUAUGAGAGGUAUUGUGAAUAUCUUUUAGAUGUUUAAAAUUUAUCAAGAUGAGAUGCACUGAUGUAGCUGUUCUAGAGUGCCUAAAUGGGAAACGUUAUUUGACUUUUUAAGGUGGUAUGGGACACUUCCAUAUUGUGACGUACUAUUUAUUUUGGUACUAUUUAUCAAAAUAAACAAUGAAAUUGAGUGUAAUUUUCUACCGGUAAAUAUUUUCUUUUCCAAAAUUGUCAUCGAACAGCGUAACGCAAUAGGUUAGAGCGUUCACUACAAAUCUGUAAGUCAUGAGUUCGAACCCCAUAUAGGAUUGUAAAUUAUUUACCUUUACAAAAGUCUUAGGGCCUCUCUCUUCGGGCGCCCAAUAGUGAUCAAUCUGUGUCCAUCCGUCCGUUUAUCCGAGAUCUCUUCUCCUGAGAAUAACUUCUCUCCCCUUGGCCCAAUCUGGCUCAUACCAGAGAUUGUCUUUGAGUAAAAGGAUAUGCAGUGACUUUGAACCAUGUCUAAGAUUAAUGAUGUUUGUAGGUCAAGUGUCAAGGUCAUAUUGGGAUCACACAAAAAUCCUUUUUCAAGAGCAUACAUGUUUAUACUCUCCACAUAGCCCUGACUUUGAUCCAAGGCAUUGUGAAGGUCAUAUCAGAGAUCAGUUUUAGACUGUAGUUUUAACCCCCAUUUGCUUAAUCUUGCUCAGACUGAACAAAAAAGCCUGUGUGUAUGUACAUAUGUAAGGGGUAAUUAGAUUGAAUGUCAGCAGGAAAAUUUCUAAGUUAUAGGUCAAGGUCAAAGCAAAAUUCUCCGAAAUACUUUACAUUUUAUUGGCUGUUAUUUAAGGGGGCCCUAAAUGGUCACCAUCUCAAUGUUGUCUAGUUUAAAUAUAUUUUUUGGUCAAUUAUUGUAAAAUUUGAAAAUUGGUGAAAGUAUUUUUGAUUAUAAUGUAACUUUUAUUCACAUUAAUAUUGACAGAUGUCCCAUACCACCUUAACAAGAAUCAAAUACAGAGUACAUGUACUUUAUGCAUGAAAAUUUUUAACGUUCAAUCUGUCAAAACAGAUAAUUGUUAAAAAAUUUUAAAGGUAGAAAAAGAUUGUUAUAUUUUUUUUUAGCUCAAGUGAGCUUUUCUGAUCACAUUUUUUCUGUCGUCUGUCUGUCUGUCUGUCCGUCUGUAAACUUUUCACAUUUUCAACAUCUUCUCCAGAACCACUGGGCCAAUUUCAACCAAACUUGGCACAAAGCACCCUUAGGCAAAGGUGAUUCAAUGUUGUGAAAAUUAAGGACCACACCCUUUUACAAGAGGAGAUAAUUAGGAAUUAUUGAAAAAAAAAAUUGAGAAAUUUUCAUAAAUCUUCUUCUCAAGAACCAUUUGGCCAGGAAAGCUGAAAGGUAUGUGGAAGCAUCCUCAGGUAGUGUAGAUUUAAAGUUGUGAAAAUCAUGACCCCCGGGAAUAGGUUGGGGCCACAAUUGGGGGGGGGGGUCAAAAUUUUACAUAGGAAUAUAUAGAGUAAAUCUUUAAAAAUCUUCUUCUCAAAAACCAAUCAGCCAGCAAAGCUGAAACUUAUGUGCAAGCAUCCUAAGGUAGUGUAGAUUCAAAGUUGUGAAAAUCAUGACUCGGGGUAGGGUGGGGCCACACUGGGGGGUCGAAUUUUUACAUAGGAAUAAAUAGAGAAAUGUCUUUAAAAAUCUUAUCAUCAGAAACCAAUUGGCCAGAAAAGCAAAAACUUGUGUGGAAGCAUCCUCAGGUAGUGUAAAUUCAAGUGUAUUCAAAUCAUGAUCCCUGGGGGUAGGACGGGGUCACAAGGGGGGGGGGGACAAGUUUUUACAUUGGAAUAUAUAGAGAAAAAUCUUUAAAAAUCUUCUUUUUAGAAAAGCUGUAACUUUAGUGAAAGCAACUUCAGAUAGUGUAGAUUCAAAUUGGUUAGAAUCAAAAUCUUGAGAAGUAGGUCAGGGUCACAUUUUGGGUCCAAUUGUACAAAGGAAAACAUUUUAAUUAUUCACAAAUACUGAAAUGUUAUCAGAUAUGGUUUUUCUAAUAUGCAAGCAUUUUGACAUAUUGCUCAUUCCUUAAAAUUGUUUAGACUCAGAGUUUGAUGUAGGUUUAUAUCCCACAUAUUAACAAUUAUUUAGGAUCUUUUUUAGAACUGCAAUGCUCAACAUGUGAUAUUACUAUAAAAUCAUCCUGUUAGAAAAGGGACUUGAUUAUAAUCGGGGGGGGGAUAGAUUUUUAAAUAUACAGGAUCUACAUGUAUUAUACCACAUUCUCUAGAUAUUUUGUAUUAUGACUCCAAUAAGCUGAUUUGAUCACGCCUAUUGUUGCACAGGUGAGCGAUGUGGCCCUUGGGCCCUUGUUCAUUUGAUUCUCUUUAAUAUCAUCAAUGAAGUCAUGUGAAAGCAGUUGAAAUACUUGCUGUUACUUAUUUGAGAAAAAAUAUGAUAUGCACAUACAAUGUAUAAAUAUGUAUUGCUUUUAUUUCAAAUAUGCACACUUAUUUUUUAGCAUUUUCCCAGUCUCCCCCCCCCCCCUCCACUAAUAUUAAGCAUAAUUAUUUGUACAUACUGCUGUUUAUACAAUGCACUUUUGUAUUUUAGCUCACCUUAGCUGAAUGCUCUAGUGAGCUUUUCGGAUCACCUUUUCUUCUUGUGUCCAUCUGUUUGCAUACCCUAAUGUAUUGGCAACUUCUCUAUGGAACAACUGGUGUAGUUACUAGUAAUCAACCAAAUUUUGAACAAAGGUUUUUUUGUGAAAGGCUUUUAUGUUUUCAAAUGAAGGACCAGUCCUAGGAAAGAAAAUUAAGUUAAAAUGAUAAACCUAUUUUGACUGUUUGGAAAAGUGCCUAUAAAGAAAAUGUGGAAGAUAAUUUUUAGACAAUUGUGGAAAUUAAUGUGAUAGCAAGUUGUGGAAAUUAAUGUGAUAGCAAGUUACUUGUUUUGUAUAAUUGUAUUUCAAUUUUACCUGUCUAAUUUCUUUUGAAGCAAAUUUAAGUUGUACUGACAUUAUAAGCUUUUAAAAAGGUGUUUCCCAUCUAAUCAUACCAUUCACUUAAAGCGUAGGAAUACCCUUAUUUUGGCAAAACAGGAAGCAAAAUAAAACGAAGAAGUAUUUAAAGAAUGCAAAUAUAAAUUUUACAAUAAAUGUUGUAAUAGUUUGUAUGGAAAUAAUGUGUGUUUAGACAUGCCAGUGUAUUUUAUAUUACAUAAAUAGUAAAGCUAGUAAGCAGUAUGUUUAAAGACUUUUUUUUUUUCAUACAUAACGAAUUUUUUUUACUGAGAACAUUCCAAAAACCUUAACCUCCUCCAGCAUCUGAAAUUCAUGGCCCAGAUUCAGCAUCCAAGUCUUUCAAGUCCAUAAGUAGGUCCAGAUGCAUCAUCCAUGCAAGUUGGUGAAGAUAGGACAAGUAAUUACUUAGAUACAUAUCCUGCACCAAAAACUUUAACCAGGUUAGGACACCAAGGUAUAGCAUAAACUCCCCCUGACUUUGUUUCGUGAGCUAAAAAUGUAUGUGAAAAUUCAAACACAGAGAAACUACUUGCCAUGCGAAAUUACUUUGGUUGUUUUGAAUAAUUAUCAGGUGAAAAUGUUUGGAGCAGGUGCCCUUUGAUGGCUAUAUCUAAGCUACUGCUGGUAUUUCUUAACCAUGCUUGCAUGGAUGGUGUGUCUUAUGAUACUAUGCACUUGACAGACUUGAUUGCUGAAUCUGAGCCAUAAGUUUUGGAUGCUGGAUGAGGUUAAGGUUUUUGGAGCUGGUUAAAGUUUUUGGAGCAGGUGCCCUUUGAUGACCACAUCUUAGUUACUACAGGUCCAAAUCUGGCCAUACUUGCUUGGAUGGCAUGUGUUUUGAUACUGAUGCACUUGACAGGCUUGAAUGCUGAAUCUGACCCAUAGGUUUUGAUGCUGGAUGAGGCUAAUGUUUUGGAGCUGUCACAUGUUUAUGUAAAUAAUAGUACUUAUUCAAACUUGCAUGGUUGAUUUAACUAUGUAAAUGAAUUACGGAGGAAGCUUCAAAUACAGAAAGUGAUCUUGAUUUUGUAGAUACUUGGGCAGGUUUAACAUUUUAUAACAACUAAAGUUGUGUUAGGGUCUUGGAGAUGGUUACAAUUUGAAGUAAAUUCUAUUCAUACUUAGACUUAAACACUUAAUUAACUAUGGGUGUGUAAAUAGAGGUAGCUUCAGAUGCAGAGCUUGAUCUCGAUUAUCUUGAAGCUUGAGGAAGUGCAAGUUUUUCAAGUCGUUAAAUACAGGUUCGAUUGUUAAAAAAAAUUGUCCUGACUAACUUUCAUGGUUCAUUUAACUUUGGAUAUGAGGCUAGCUUCAGAUACAGGGCCUGAUCUCCAUUAUCAAGGAUGCUAAGGAAACAUUGUCCUAAAUCACUCAAACUUGCUUAAUUGAUAGAUGUGAUUGUUGAUAUAUAUGAUAUAUAUUAUCAUGAUUCCUAUUCCUAUGAUAUGAUAUAUUUUAUCAUAUUAUAUGAUGUUGUAGAAUAUAAUAUGAUAUUGUAUCUUUUAAUGUAUAAUACCAUAUGAUAUGAUGUUUUAUUAUAUACCCAUCAAUUUUCCCUUCUUGAUACUGACAAUUUUACAGAGUGUGAUCCGAUUUUCCGGAUCACCACUCUGUCGGUUUCCGAUUCCGUAUCGCCACUCUCUGAAACUGAUGACGUGGUACGCAUUAAAGUGGAUUUCCAUUACACACAUAACACAUCAAAGGAAAAGUUUUCCUUUUGUGAAAACAGUUGCUUGAACAUGGGACUCGCAAGUUAUCUACAAUUAAAGUAGUAGUGACAACAGUCAAUACAUUUUUAGAGUUAAACUUCUGAAAACUUACAUAUGUUGUGUGUUUUUAGCUCACCUGAGCUGAAAGCUCAAGUGAGCUUUUCUGAUCACUUUUUGUCCGGCGUCAGUCUGUCCAUCCGUCUGUCUGUCUGUCCGUCCGUAAACUUUUUACAUUUUCGACUUCUUCUCCAGAACCACUGGGCCGAUUUCAACCAAACUUGGCACAAAGCAUCCUUAGGUAAAGGGGAUUUAAGUUUGUUAAAAUGAAGGGCCACGCCCUCUUUCAAGGGGAGAUAAUAAAAAAUCAUUGAAAAUUUGUUGGUAUUUUUCAAAAAUCUUCUUCUCAAAAACCAUUUGGCCAGAAAAGCUAAAACUUGUGUGAAAGCAUCCUCAGGAAGUCUAGAUUCAAGUUUGUUCAAAUCAUGA
Messenger RNA from Ruditapes philippinarum (Manila clam), 7234 nucleotides. RefSeq lists its product as uncharacterized. The transcript has 2 exons. The record is from RefSeq and is a predicted model, not a curated record. Bases 71 to 1885 code for a protein of 604 amino acids. NCBI's taxonomy places the organism in Eukaryota, Metazoa, Mollusca, Bivalvia, Venerida, Veneridae.